Messenger RNA from Guillardia theta CCMP2712, 795 nucleotides. RefSeq lists its product as hypothetical. Bases 16 to 516 code for a protein of 166 amino acids. The record is from RefSeq and is a predicted model, not a curated record. Lineage: Eukaryota; Cryptophyceae; Pyrenomonadales; Geminigeraceae. The transcript is spliced from 3 exons.
CCAACACGUGCGGCUAUGUGGGGGGAGAUGGUGGGGAUCGCGGCGAAGGGGACCACCGCGAUCGCGGUGAAGAGCCGCGACAGCGAGGCAUGGCACACAGCAAGGUACGGGGAUCCGAUCCACGAGACCAGCGAUGGGGACUGGAAGGUCCGGAUCGACAAGAUGGGCGUCACUUCGAUUCGCCUCGGGGUCAUGCAGAUGAUCAACCAGACAGCGACAACGGGAAUGAACUGGUUCGAUCGCAGCAACGUAGGCUCGGUCUGGUACAUUGGGAACGGGGUGUUCACUGGAGAUCAGAGGGAGAGGAGCACCCAUACGUCAGCUGUGACGUCGGGCUACGGGGAAGGCGAUGUGGUGGGGGUGCAUUUGAGAGGGAAGCUCCUUCACUUCUCGAAAAACGGCCUCGACAUCCCCGGGAAGCUCCAGAGGAGCGGGAGCGUGUAUUUCAGCGUUCAGAUGUGCACCGCAGGUGACCAGGUCACUGUGCUCUCCAAGAGCAAAGACACCGAGAGAUGAUGGAGCAUGCUGGAUGAGACAUCCCGAGCGAUAAUGUUAUGCUGGCCUACUCCUGUCACUGAGUACUUCAUUGCGUACGAUCAAAGUUGAGAACCACUGCUGUGUCAAGGUGCGCAGCUUGUCAUGGCCCAACAGUGGUGCUGGUCGACAUCAAGAUGGUUGAAGGAAGGCGAUGGUAAGUUUGCUUCUUGUCCAUCCUUCCCGCACUCUACUCACCGGCGCACUGAGUUUGGAUGAGUGCGCCGGUCUAGCAAGGUGCAAGAGAGUUUCUAGGGUUAU